Messenger RNA from Gadus macrocephalus (Pacific cod), 3434 nucleotides. RefSeq names its product component of oligomeric golgi complex 1 (gene cog1). The transcript is spliced from 12 exons. Gene Ontology annotation, biological process: intra-Golgi vesicle-mediated transport. NCBI's taxonomy places the organism in Eukaryota, Metazoa, Chordata, Actinopteri, Gadiformes, Gadidae. The record is from RefSeq and is a predicted model, not a curated record. Gene Ontology annotation, cellular component: Golgi apparatus; COG complex. Bases 179 to 2899 code for a protein of 906 amino acids.
AAUUUAAAAAGGUAAAUAUGAGGCGGAUGUAAAAUAGAAAAAAACAACGUAUUUCAUUCUAUUACCAAAACAAUACUAUAAAUAAUAUUUAAAUAAAAAAAAAUAACAUGGCCAUAAACCUGCUUACGUGGUUGUGUCCGGAAGUUUAUUUCUACUGUUUUCCGGGUUGUGUCAGCCAAUGGGAUUCAGUGGCGUCAAUGAGCCUGCUACCAAGAUGACUGUCAGUACGGCGGAGUCCCUCCGUGUCUCGGAGAUUAAAGACCCUUGGGUCUUGUUUGAGCGCUACAACACUGAAGAAAUUCGCCGAAUAGAGCGCAAGGUCCGCGGCGAAAUUGAACAGAAGAAGGAAGAGCUCAGGCAGAUGGUAGGCGAGCGCUACCGGGAUCUGAUCGACGCGGCGGACACUAUCGGAGAGAUGAGACAGUGCUCGCAGAGCGUCGUCCUGUCUAUCCAGGAUAUGAACCACUACUGUCAAAAGUUGAAACAAGGGAAGCCCAAUAGAGAAACAAUAGCUAAACAGGAGACCCAGUUGAAAUGUCAGGGAAAGUUCUACAACAUGGCAGCACAGAUCCGGCUCCUCCUGGAGAUCCCCGAGUGUAUCUGGGGCGCCAUGGAGACGCUGCAGUACCUCAGGGCCACCCAGCUCUACCUGCUCUGCUGCCACCUACACGGGAUGCUGAAGCUGGAGACCGCCGCCGGCCCUCACUGCAGCCCCAUCCUCGCCCGCUUCCCCAUACUCGUUCGUCAAGUGGCAACAACGGGACACUUCAGGUCGGCCAUCCUGCUCCACAGUAGGUCUCUGCUCCGGGGCCGGGCCGUGUCGGACCAGGCCAUCGCCGAGGCCUUGGUGUCCACCAUGCUGCUGGAGGACAGCUCACCUCGCCAGGCGCUCGCUGACUUCCUGCUGGCCAGGAAGUCCAGCAUCUACCAGCUGCUGAACCAGCCACAGCAAGGGGCAGGGAUCAAAGCCCAGGUGUGCAGCUUGGUGGAGCUGCUGGUUACCACUCUCUUCCAGGCCUACGCUGUCUUCUACAUGCCCCCUGAAGGAGGCCAUAGGCCUGGGGAGGGUGCACUGACCUGCGGCAUACUCUUCUCCACCCUGGAGAACGUCACCUCCACGGUCCCCGCAGGUAAAGAAAAAAGGAUAUUGCAGGAGGAGAUAAGCACAGGAAGCGUGUUCAAGUACCUCCCGUCGUCGGUCUCUGAGUUCCAGCCGGUGCUGCGGACGCUGGCGCGUCCCAUCCAGAGGGAGCAGCUCCGCGACACGCUGCAGCAGUGGAUCACCACGUGUAAGGAGGACAUCUGCAGCGGCAUCAGUAGCUUGCUGGUGUAUGUGACCAGCCUGAAGGCCCUGGCGGCCAUCAGAGACGCUAUCUGGGACCUCCUCUCCACUGACUCCAUCAGCCUGCACUGGGGCAGUGUGUGUCAGUGCCUGCUGGAGCGCCCCCUGGAUGUUUGGGAGGACUUCCUGCAGCGUCUCUUCCUCCAGCGCCUGCAGGCCAUCACUAAAGACGAAAUGGACACCAUCUCCGACAGCUCCACCCAGCUCCUCACCUCGGCCCUCCGGGAUCUAGAGAGCCCCGCCCCCCAGGCCGCAGCGCCCCCUAAAGGCCACGGCGGGCGCUUUGAGUCGGACGUCGCCUCCUUCCUGUGGUCCGAGGCGCCGGGGGACCUGCUGAGCGACAGCGCCUGGGUGAGCGUGGCCCAGCGCGACCCGCAGCACCACAGCGGGCUGGCCAUGAAGACGCUGGCGCUCACGCCCUGCGUGCAGAGCUUCUGCACCGCUCUGGACGCCAAGCUCCGCACCCGGCUGGACGACCUGCAGCACUACCUCCCCGUACAGGAACCAGGGACCUCCUACCCCAGCCCGGCUCUCCAAGGCACCAGGCCGGCCAAUGGCCUCGCCGCAUCAGCCUUCGAUCGCUUCAAAGACGCCGCCGACGUGGAGCAGAGCUUACGGGACUCCUGCUUGGCCUGCGUCCAACAGAUCCUGUCUCACAUCCGCGCCGAGCUGUCCUCCGGCGAGCCCCACCCCGACCUCGGCACGGUCCUCUUUGUGGCCCGCCUGUGCCAGUCCAUGGGGGACCUGUGCACGAACCUCAGGCACUGCGUCUUGGGGAGGGAGGGCAGCUCAGAGGCCCCCAGGGAGACCCCCAGACCGGGGAGGAAGCUGGGCAAGGCCAAGGCUCCGGCCCAGGUGGGGCCCGCCCAGGCCAGGUGGGUCGGCCUGAGGCAGGACCUCGGGGCCUGCAGCAUGGACGCCUACCGCAUCUGGAGCAGCGCCCUGUCCAAGGCACUGGUGGAUAAUUUUGCAACGGCGCUCAAUGCCGAUACUCCGGGUGCCAUCCUGAAAACGGCCACGAGCUGGGAGGAGCUAGAGAUCCAGGAGGAGGCGGAGUCGGGCAGCAGCGUCACGUCCAAAAUAAGACUUCCUGUGCAGCCCUCCUGGUUCGUCCAGGCUCUGCUGUUCCAGCUGUGCCUGGAGGUGAACAGAGUCGGUGGCCACGCCUUGCCGAGACCCACCUUGCAUGAGCUGCUGAAGUCCUGCCUGGACCAGGUCCUCCAUCACUACCACAGCAUCACGCAGCAGACCCAGGACAAGGACCACGACUUCCCCGUGACCCAGACCAGAGCGCUGCAGCUGCUGUUCGACCUGCGGUACCUCUGCACCACGCUGACCCCCCGGGCGGAGGGGGGCCAGGGCGGGCGCUGGUCUCAGGACCCCAGGUCAGCACCCGGCUCCUCUGUUGGAGACUGGCUUCGGUCUCAUUCCAUGGUUGUGUACAUAUUGGGCAAAAUAAAAGAUGUCUUCUUACCAAGACUUUUUUUUAAAUGUUACCAUGGCGAUAGAUCAUCAGAGCCUCGUGCAAACACAUUUGCAUAUUCUCCUCCAACUUGAUGUUUUGUGCGUGCGUGCAUCUCAUGCACGUUGGUCAAAUGAGAAACCAAAGUACAGGAAAGGUUCCUUAAUGCUGCGUGUACAAAGCUGCAUUCCACCGGUUUGUAAAUGAACGCACGAGGUCAUGAGAGGAUGAGUGAUCAUAUAUCGGUCUGAGGACAUUCCGGCCCAUUACUGCAGAACCACCGUUGAAAACUAAAGGCACCAGGACAACAAAUUGCAGAGCUUGAAGUCCUUAAGUAAAUCGUUAAAGAAAAGGUGUUGUACAUAACGGGUCAGAAGUGGUAUUCGAGCACCUACUGUCCUGCAGUACCACAAAAAAUAAAAUAGAUUUGUUUUACCAAGAAGCGAUCAGUGUGUCAACGUUGUUGUGUGCUUCAGGUGUUUUAUAUUAAUACUGCUGAAAUAGAAUUGCAACACUUUGGUUGUCUGUUGCAUUCAAAGCUCUCGAGUGUCUUACCGCAGCGUGUCUGUAAACAUCUCCUCUUCUGCCGACGGUCUCACCCCCCAAAUGGACGUCUCUGUUCCCUCUGGU